Messenger RNA from Vitis riparia (riverbank grape), 2448 nucleotides. Its product is annotated as lysM domain receptor-like kinase 3. Gene Ontology annotation, biological process: innate immune response; protein phosphorylation. Lineage: Eukaryota; Viridiplantae; Streptophyta; Magnoliopsida; Vitales; Vitaceae. Gene Ontology annotation, molecular function: ATP binding; transmembrane receptor protein kinase activity. Bases 141 to 2141 code for a protein of 666 amino acids. The transcript has 11 exons. The record is from RefSeq and is a predicted model, not a curated record.
CAUCUUCCUUUCAGUCUUUCUCUCGUUGCCAGUCACGCUUCCCCAGAGAGAGAGAGGGAGAGAGAGGGAGAGGCCAAAACGAAGCUUCACCCCCUCAAAACCACACACUUCUUCCCCAAUUACGACGUCGUUUCCCACCCAUGACUCCUGUACCGUCAUCCCUCUUCGCCACUCUCUCCGUCUCCUUGUUCUUCUUCGUCUUUCAAAUGGUCUCUAUACAUUCGCUAUCCACCACACCCAUGAACUGUACGGACACGUCUCGCCUCUGCACCUCCUUCUUGGCCUUCAAGCCCACCCAGAAUCAGACUCUCGCUCUGAUCCAGUCCAUGUACGACGUCCUCCCCAAGGACCUCACCGUUGAAGCCACCGACCCCAACUACGUCUUCGUAAAAAAGAACUGCUCCUGUGAGUCUUAUACGAAGAAGUACUUCACCAACACCACCUUCACUGUGAGGGCCAACGAUGGGUUCAUCAGCGACCUGGUGGCGGAGGCCUACGGCGGCCUUGCGGUGGUCCCCGGAUACGGACGGCGAGCCAGGGUCGGCGCGGUGGUCACGGUGAGGUUGUACUGUGGGUGUUCGAUUGGGCUGUGGAAUUAUUUGAUGAGCUAUGUGAUGAGAGAUGGGGACAGCGUUGAAUCUCUGGCGAGUAGGUUUGGGGUCAGUAUGGGUAGUAUCGAGGCAGUGAAUGGGAUUGAUAAUCCUGAUAAUGUUACUGUGGGUGCCCUCUAUUAUAUACCGUUGAAUUCAGUUCCUGGUGAGCCUUAUCCUUUGGAGAAUGCCGUUCCUCCUGCUCCUGUCCCUGCAACAUCCAAUAGUAACUUUUCAGUAGUUCAGGCGAAUCAUAAGGAUCAUGUUCCAUAUGGAUGGAUCAUAGGGGGUUUGGGAGUUGGUCUUGCUCUGAUAGCUGUACUUCUAGUUAUAUGUGUUUGUUUGAAAUCAUCAAGCUGUUUUGCUAAAGGCCGAGGAAGUCUUGCAAAAGAUUCUGAUGGGAAGAAUCCCCAUAAGUUUCAGAUUCUUCGGACAAGAAGUUACUGUUGUGGUUCAGGAAGAUAUAGCUGCUGCAAAUCUGCAGAUGUGAAGCAAACUAAUGGAGAAUCUAGCAACCUCCAGAUGAAUAUUCCUAAAGCUAUAGGGACUGAUGUAUUUGACAUGGAGAAGCCUGUGGUUUUCACAUAUGAAGAAAUUCUGUCUUCAACUGAUGGUUUCUCUGAUUCAAAUCUUCUGGGGCAUGGGACAUAUGGUUCUGUGUAUUAUGGUGUUCUUCAUGAUCAGGAAGUUGCAAUAAAAAAAAUGACUGCUACAAAAACUAGAGAAUUCAUGUCAGAGAUGAAAGUUCUGUGCAAGGUUCACCAUACUAAUUUGGUAGAAUUGAUUGGUUAUGCGGCUAGUGAUGAUGAGCUCUUUCUUAUUUAUGAAUAUGCCCAAAAAGGUUCACUUAAAAGCCAUUUACACGAUCCUCAGAACAAAGGCCAUACAUCGCUUUCUUGGAUCAUGAGGGUUCAGAUUGCACUUGAUGCUGCUAGAGGGAUCGAAUACAUCCAUGAGCACACUAAAACUCACUAUGUCCAUCGAGAUAUUAAGACAAGCAAUAUCUUACUUGAUGGUGCCUUCAGGGCAAAGAUUUCAGAUUUUGGGUUGGCAAAACUUGUUGGAAAGACUGGUGAAGGAGAAGCUUCAGCUACAAGAGUUGUUGGAACCUUUGGUUACCUGGCUCCAGAAUACUUGAGUGAUGGCCUGGCCACAACAAAAAGUGAUGUAUAUGCCUUUGGCAUUGUUCUUUUUGAGAUAAUUUCGGGGAAGGAGGCCGUUACACGAACUGAAGGCAUGGUGAUGAAAAAUCCUGAAAGACGUUCACUGGCAUCCAUUAUGUUAGCAGCUCUUCGGAACUCACCCAAUUCCAUGAGUAUGUCAAGCAUGAAAGAUUGCAUUGAUCCUAAUUUGAUGGAUUUGUAUCCCCAUGACUGUUUAUACAAGGUGGCUAUGUUGGCGAAGCAAUGUGUAGAUCAUGAUCCCAUUUUGCGGCCAGACAUGAAGCAAGUUGUGAUUUCGCUGUCACAGAUCCUCUUAUCCUCUGUUGAAUGGGAGGCAACUCUUGCUGGGAACAGCCAAGUAUUUAGUGGCCUUGUCCAAGGAAGAUGAUGAGACAGCAAUUACUCUAUCAAUCCCACUGCUUCAGCAUUCUUUUUCAUAGUUUUCAUCAUUAUGAUUAUGUGUGUGUAUAGUAGCAAAGAUUUUCCACUAAAGCUGGUAAGAUUAUGGUAUUUAUUCAUGCCGACCCCUUUUUCCUUUUCCCUUCCCCUUUUUCUCUUCAAUGAUGUAUUCUUUUUGAGGUUUCCUGUGAGAAAAUUUUGCUAUAAUGUAAAAAAGAAAAAAAAAAUGUGACUAGAACUUGACAAUGGUGUGGCUGGUUUCAAUUCAAGCAAGCUAUUUAGUAGCUUUACUUCUU